Lodderomyces margitis is the source of this 1467-nucleotide messenger RNA. RefSeq lists its product as uncharacterized. Gene Ontology annotation, molecular function: protein binding. The record is from RefSeq and is a predicted model, not a curated record. The coding region runs from base 1 to 1467 and encodes 488 amino acids. Lineage: Eukaryota; Fungi; Ascomycota; Pichiomycetes; Serinales; Debaryomycetaceae. The transcript has a single exon.
AUGCCAAGCCAGAUCUUGACAGAACGACAACAAUUGGAGCUAAACAAAGCCAUUUUGCAGUACUUGCAACCAGUUUGCUCAACUUCGGAGUCAAAUGAGCAACUUUUCCGCCAGUUAUCUGAACUACUCGUACCGACCAGCAAUGAUUCGCACAGUGAUGGGAUAGUGGAUCAGUACCUAGAAAAGAAGUGGUCAACCGUGUUGCGGCUACAGAGAAAGAUCAUUGAUCUAGAGAAUGAGAUAACCAAUUUACGAAGUGUAGUUGAUAUUGCUCCCGUCAAGAUCAGCAAGGACCGCAUCAAUUGGAUACCCAUGUCAGCUAUUCAAAGUUUUGAAACGCCGAAUGUUGUGAAUAGUGUCAGGCUACAUCCUGUUCUCCCAUUAGUAUAUGCUGGAUGUAAUGAUGGUUCAAUACAUGUUUGGAACUUUGCCUCAGAUGACAACUCUCUACCGGAGAAAAUAAUGAAAGCCCACACUAGAGGUGUCAAUAAACUAGCCUUCUCACGGAACAAGAUUGAUUUGAAUAAGGGCGACGAACCACAGUACAUAUUAGCAUCAUGCUCGUCUGAUCUCACCAUUAAACUAUAUAAUGCCACAACUCAUCAGCAUGUGAAGACUUUACGCGGCCAUGACCACACAGUAUCUUCAAUUGUAUUUUCAAGUCACAAUCUAUUAUACAGCGUUUCAAGAGAUAAAACUGUCAAGGUGUGGAACGUUGUAGAUGGUACCUGUAUCAAGAGCUUUGUUGGACAUAGCGAGUGGGUGAGAGAUUUGGAUGUGUGUUCUGGCGAAUUUGGUGACUUUGUACUAACGUGUUCCAAUGAUCAAAGUGCUAGGUUGAGUCAUGGGCAGUUCGGCACGGGUAUUUCAUUGCUAGUUGGCCAUUCACACGUAAUUGAAGCGGUAAAGUUUCUACCCAAGCUAUCAAACACUGUUAUUGACUCUUUUGUCACAUCAAAUUCUGAGUUGUUUCCCUCACUACCGAUAGAAUUAGUCAAGAAUGAUGUUUAUGAAAAGUUGGGGUUCAAAUACUGUGUCACUGCAAGUCGAGACAACACAGUAAAACUCUGGUUAUUGCCACCACCAACACAGGUCCCGGGACGUCCUCCUAUGCCAUCCAAAUAUAACCAAGCACAGGGUUGGCUUAUUGCCAAUUUACAAGGACAUCUGUCGUGGGUUAAAUCUUUGCAGGUCCAUCCCAAUGGAAGGUACUUACUUAGUGGAUCUGACGAUAAGACGAUAAAGGUGUGGGAUUUGAAUGGGUUGAAUAUAGAUGGCUCGGUAGGUGUCAUAAGAACGCUAUCUAGACACCAAGGGUUUGUUAAUGACAUUGACUUUGCUCGACUUGCAAAACGCAAUGAGGAUGCCAAGGAUGGCAGCGAAGAUGUAUUGAAAGAUGUAGAGGCUAGGAUGCGCUGUGUACUUGCUAGUGGUGGCACUGACAAUGUCGUCAAAAUUUGGAAGUAA